UUUCAUUGGUGUAGGAUACUUCAUAUAGUCAACAUGGAGUGGAAAUCGUUAUACCUUUUUAUGGUUAUUUCUUCAAUAUUCGCCAACAGUUUCGCUAAUGAUAUUGAUAAUUUGAUUGAUAAGGUUACAGAUCAUCCUUAUAAUUACUGCCAUGAGACAGCAAUGCUUGCAAGCCAAAAUCAAGCAGGGUACGGAAUCCCAGUCGUGUGGCGGUGUGAACAAGAUGGAAGUUUUUCGUCCCUCCAGUGUCUCGCGAGAGGAGAAUGUGCAUGCGUCAAUAAAUACGGAAAUUAUAUUGCUCGCACAAUGACAGCGUCAAAUCAGCCUCCUCCAAUGUGUUUAGGUUUAAAGCCAGGCCAAUGUCCCUUUACCAAAUUGUCAACAUCGUGUACAUCGAAAUGUCAAUAUGACGAAGAAUGUCCAACUAACUUUAAAUGUUGUGACACCGAUUGUGGAAUGACGUGCGUUGAGCCGAUGCAAGAUUGUUUUGAAAGCGAGUUCGCCUGUAUGGAUGAGCUAACAUGCAUACCAAAAGACCAAAGGUGUAACGGGUUUUCGGACUGUCCUGAUGGAAGUGAUGAAAUAGAUUGCCAUUGGCCGCGUUUUGAUUGUCCACUUGGGCAUAAAAUACCACAAGAAAAACAGUGCGACGCUUAUAAAGAUUGUGUAGAUGGAUCAGACGAGAAGGACUGUGAGGACUUCAUUGUCACCUGCUCGGACGGAAAGAUUUUCCCCAAAUCUGAAUUGUGCAAUGGUUAUGAGAAUUGUGAAGAUGGAAGCGAUGAAGUUGGAUGUGAACCAAAAAUUGGAUGCAACCACGAUGAAUUCGAGUGUGCAAAUGGAAAAUGUUAUUCUACGUGGGAUCGAUGUGAUGGAUCUAACAGCUGUGGCGACUGGAGUGACGAAGACAACUGUGUAUUAUUUGAAUGCAAUAAUGGUGUGUUGUUGCCAGCGAGAGACAUUUGCGAUGGUGAAAAUGAUUGUGGCGACAACUCCGAUGAAGACGAAUGUGCGCCGGGAAUAGGAUGUCCAGAAGAUUUCAUGUAUAGAUGUGCUGAUGGUACUUGUAUUGGCGUGUUUAUGGUUUGCAAUGGUGACGUUGAUUGUGAUAGCGGGGAAGAUGAACUUAAUUGCGAGUGCAAUCUACCCAUGAUGCCAUGCGAUAAUGGUACAAGAUGCAUUGGACCAUGGGAUCGAUGUGAUGGUAAUCCUGUCUGUGAUGAUGGAGAAGAUGAAAUCGGCUGUGCUUGCGGUGAUUUCGGUUUCCAGUGUGAAAACGGAAGAUGUAUUCAUUCUAAUAAUCAAUGUGAUGCGUACGACGACUGUGGCGACAACAGCGAUGAACAGGAAUGUGGUCAUUUUGAGUGCACAGGAGGAGGAGAACUGAUUUCUAAAAAACUCAUUUGUGAUGGAAAUGUAGACUGUUCGGACGGUAGCGAUGAGCAUGAAUGCCGUAAGUACAUCAACACAGGUAUUCCUAAGUGA
This is a messenger RNA of Saccoglossus kowalevskii, 1485 nucleotides long. RefSeq lists its product as uncharacterized. NCBI's taxonomy places the organism in Eukaryota, Metazoa, Hemichordata, Enteropneusta, Harrimaniidae. Gene Ontology annotation, molecular function: hormone binding; peptidase inhibitor activity; protein binding. Gene Ontology annotation, biological process: receptor-mediated endocytosis. The record is from RefSeq and is a predicted model, not a curated record. Gene Ontology annotation, cellular component: signaling receptor complex; apical plasma membrane; plasma membrane.